AUGGCAAGUUUAACUUAGAUGACAGGGUUUUUUACGAAACAAAGAAAAAACAACAAGACCUUCAAAAUAUCGUAUUUCUUUGUUGACUCUUAUGGCACAAUGUAUUACCUAUCAAAUCUAGCACAAUUAAACUACUAUAUCAAAAAUAGUAAUAGCGAAUUAGAUAUAAUCUCUAAAUUAGAGAGUUCAAAUGCCAUAUCCAAAAUGUCUAUAUAAAAUUGCAGAAUCUCAGGAAUUAAAACUUUGUAGGCUUAUGACAAUGUCCCAUUUUAUCAUCGAUAGCAUUUUGAACUUCAAAUUUCAUAAAAAAAUGUCAUCAAAGUCCUUCAAGUCUAUUCAACAAUCGAGGAUGACAUUGAAAUAUUAUAGGAAGUGAUCAAAUAAGGAUCCCAAAAACAGAGACCAAUUUAAUAAAUGCAAUAAAAUUUAGAAAUUGAGAAGAAAAAUGCAUUUAUUGAGGAAAUUUUGCAGUUGCUCAAAAAGUAUGAAGGAGAAGUCAUCAAUGUUAAUGCAAAUGAAAUAUAAUAAGAUAGUAAAUUGUAUUACACAGGUCAAAUAGUAGAUGGAAAGCCAGAAGGAUAAGGAACAUUAUUUUAUAAUUUGGAAGGCAUUCAUUAUAAGGGUAGCUUUAAAAAUGGCAAGAAACAUGGUGUAGGUUACAUAGCGAACAGUAAUUUAGACCAAAUAGAUUGCGAAUUCGAAGAUGAUAUUUUAACUGGUAUUUGA
This is a messenger RNA of Paramecium tetraurelia, 726 nucleotides long. RefSeq lists its product as uncharacterized. The record is from RefSeq and is a predicted model, not a curated record. Lineage: Eukaryota; Ciliophora; Oligohymenophorea; Peniculida; Parameciidae. The transcript has 2 exons.